CGGGCCGUCCUCCGGCUUCUCACUGGCCCGAGCCGCGCUCGUGACGGGAAGGCGAGGCCUGGGCCGGCCCUUUCGGGGCUCCACCCGGCGUGACUUCUCCGUCCCUCCCUCCGACGCCCCCUCCUCCAGCCCCGGCCAGGUUUCUGCAGCUCGUGUGGGAGACUCCAGCCCCGCUUUGAGGGAAGAUCCUUUGGCCCCGCUUCGUCUCCGCCUCCCUUCCUUCCUUCCUCCCUGCCAGGAACCCUAGCGAAGCCCGUCGCCCUGUGAGAGAGCCUCCCCCCGGCCAGCCAAGCUGGCCUCCUCCGCCGAAGACGAGAUGGAGCCCGGCACGGCCACCUCGGAGCCGGCGACGGGCGGCUCCAACGAGAAGAAAAGGAUUAGUUCGGAGCGCAGGAAAGAAAAGUCAAGAGAUGCAGCCAGAUGCCGUAGGAGUAAAGAGUCUGAGGUCUUCUAUGAACUUGCUCACCAGUUGCCUCUUCCCCAUCAUGUGAGCGCACAUCUUGACAAAGCCUCCAUUAUGAGAUUAACAAUAAGCUAUCUGCGUAUGAGGAAACUUCUUGAUUCAGGUGAUCUGGAAGCAGAAGCAGAAAUGGAGACACAACUGAAUUGCUUUUAUUUAAAAGCUCUUGAUGGAUUUGUCAUGGUUCUCUCUGAGGAUGGCGACAUGAUCUACAUGUCUGAAAAUGUGAACAAGUGUAUGGGACUCACACAGUUUGAACUCACUGGACACAGUGUGUUUGAUUUCACUCAUCCAUGUGACCACGAAGAGCUGAGAGAGAUGCUCACCCACCGGAAUGGUCCUGUAAAAAAGGGGAAAGAACAGAAUACAGAACGCAGCUUUUUCCUUAGAAUGAAGUGUACAUUGACCAGUAGGGGAAGGACCGUCAAUAUAAAGUCUGCCACAUGGAAGGUACUUCAUUGCACCGGACACAUUCGUGUCUACGACAGUUGCAACAGUCAGACUGUGUGUGGAUAUAAAAAGCCUCCAAUGACAUGUUUGGUGUUGAUCUGUGAGCCUAUCCCUCAUCCAUCAAACAUUGAAGUCCCUUUGGACAGCAAGACGUUCCUCAGCCGCCACAGCCUUGACAUGAAGUUUUCGUACUGUGAUGAAAGGAUUACAGAACUGAUUGGGUAUGAUCCUGAUGAACUCCUGGGUCGCUCCAUAUAUGAAUACUAUCACGCCCUGGACUCUGAUCAUCUUACCAAAACACAUCAUGACAUGUUUGCUAAAGGGCAAGUGACCACCGGGCAAUACAGAAUGCUUGCCAAACAAGGGGGCUACGUCUGGGUUGAGACUCAAGCAACUGUUAUAUACAACAAUAAGAAUUCCCAGCCACAGUGCAUAGUGUGUGUGAAUUAUGUAUUGAGUGGCAUUGUUCAGGGGGACUUGAUAUUUUCGCUCCAGCAAACUGAGUGUAUGUUGAAACCGGUGGAUUCUCCUGAAAUGGGAGUGAUCAAAGUGCUUGACAAGACUGAGGUGGAAGAUAGCAACAGCCUCUUCGAGAAGCUGAAGAAGGAGCCAGAUGCAUUAACCUACCUUGCCCCUGCAGCUGGUGACACCAUAAUAGCAUUAGAUUUCGGCAGUGAUGAGACUGAUGAGCAACAGUUUGAUGACGUUCCUUUGUAUAAUGAUGUAAUGCUCCCCUCAUCCAGUGAGAAAUUGCAAAGUAUAAAUCUGGCAAUGUCCCCACUACCUGCUUCAGAAGCAACAAAGCCGCUCCGUAGCAAUGCUGACCCAGCACUCAAUAGAGAGGUGGUAUCCAAGCUGGAGCCCAGCACGGAGCCCUUAGAUCUUGCUUUCUCUAUCCGUCGGACACAAGACCAGCCGGCCACUCCUUCCGACAGAAGUACCAGCCAAAGCUCGCCUGAGCCGAAUAGUCCUCCCAGUGACUAUUGCUUUGAUGUGGAUAAUGAGAUGGCCAGCGAGUUCAAGUUGGAGCUUGUAGAAAAGCUCUUUGCAAUAGACCCAGAGUUGAAAAACCCUUUCUCGAUGCAGGAAACGGAUUUAGAUUUGGAAAUGCUGGCGCCGUACAUCCCUAUGGAUGAUGAUUUCCAGUUACGCUCCUUUGACCAGCUUUCUCCACUGGAGACCAAUUCUCCCUCCACUGGGGCCAAAGGUUCCAGUGGGGUCACCGGAUUUCAGCCCCCUCCGAUGCCAUCGCCUGCCACAGACAAGACAAAGCCCAUGACAAUCAAACAUGAGAAUGAAUCGAAGAUCCUCAUAGCUCCUCUUCACAUUGCCCCUCUCGAAAGCACCAGUGCCCCAACCUCUCCCUACACGGAGCAUCCAAGUCGGACUCUGUCACCAGUCAGGCCGGGAGAAGGCACGAUAGAGCAAAAAGAGAAGCCAAGCCUGGGGACGCCGAACUUGUUAACAGUCACGUUGGGUAAAAGUAAACCACCUUCAUCAAAUGAAGAAAUCAGUCCAAAGAUAAUUGCUCUGCACAAUAUUCAGAGGAAACGAAAGAUGGAGCAAGAUGGUUUGCUUUUCCAAGCAGUUGGAAUUGGCACGUUAUUGUCUCAGUCGGGUACUCCUGGAACAAAUGUAUCCCUGGCUUGGAAACGUGUGAAGGGGUGCAAGCCUAGUGGGCAGAAUGAGAUGGCAGAGAAGACUGUUAUUUUAUUGCCCUCAGAUAUAGCAAGUAAACUUCUAGGUCAGUCGAUGGACAAGAAGGGACUCCCACAACUUACCAGCUACGAUUGUGAAGUGAACGCUCCUAUACAAGGCAACCGAAACCUGCUACAAGGUGAAGAGUUGCUGAAAGCCCUGGAUCAAGUCAACUGAGCUUCCCCCCAACCCUUUUCACAGUUGUUCUGGUUUUUUGGACACUGGUGACUCACCACCUAAAAGCAGUCUAUUUAUAUUUUCUAUAUCUGAUUUUAGAAGCCUGGCUACAAAUACUGCACUAAUUCAGUUAGUUUGGUUCUGAUCUCCCUUUCUACUUUGGACAGUCUUCUACUUAGAGAAAGUUAGUUUUUUCUCCCCCUCUUUUUUUAACAACAGUAACUCAGCUAAUGGUGCAUUUUUGGUACAUAAACAAAGUCCAGUACAUUUAGAACACGCUUGCAAUGGCAGCUUUGAAGUAGGCACCUUUUUUUAAAAAAAGAAAAAGUAUUUAUUUUUUAUUUUGACAAGGAGUUUGUCGCUGAGAAAAUUUCUAUCAAACUAUAUGUCAUCACAGUAAAACUGUCUACGCUUCCUAUCUUGGGUGGAAGGCACCUUGUGCUCUAUCGCUCUAUGAUGUUCAGAACUUUUUUUUACUUUACUUUUUUUUAAAGGAGAAACAUGGCUUUGCAGCAGGUGCAUUUGUAGCCACAAUCGCACAAUCUAUUUUCUUAAGAAAAUAAAUACAAAAUGCCAGCAGUUCCUCAUGCAAUAUAUUUUGCAUUUAUAAAGCUAGUUUUUAAGGGCAACAUUUACUUUAUUUUCCUCUUGUUUAUGUUUAUUGCCUGUGAAAUCAUGUAGAAUUAUUUUUGUGUGUGUGUGUCACAUUGUAUUACAAGAGAGUUCUUAAAUGCUGUGUUGAUGUCCAAGUGGGGUUAGGGGAAAACGAAAGUUUUGAUCUUGAGAGGCUAGCAACGUUUCAAGCUUUUUAGUUUAAGUGGGGGAAAGAGUUGUGGGAGGGGUCUUAUAAAAUUCUUUAUAGUUGCAGAGAACGCAAAGAAAAGGGUCACUCAUUUUUUGCAGUGCAAGAACCUCAAGCUCACCCAAUAAAGUUGACUUCAGGACCGACCGAAGGCAUUUUUUCACACAACACAUUCACUGCCACAAUGUAGUGAUGGUGAGUGGCUAAUACAGCUUUUAGAAAGAAUAGGCAUGGAGGAUGGGGCUCUCUUCUAUAACAACCAGAUUGAUCCUCCAGUUGUUCAGAGAGGCACAAAGCAACUGGAGAGGUUCGCUGCCUUCAUAACAUGCUUACAGGCUUCCUAGAAGCAUCUGGCUUGACUAGAUAGAGCCAUGGUCUGAUUUAGGAGGGCUCUUCUUAUGUUAUUUAUGUGGGCACAUUUUCUUUUGAAAUAAAUGACAAUUUUGGUGUUUAAGUUGCUUUGCCCACUCAGAGAGAAUCCCCCCUCCCACCUUUAGCUGUGAAAGUUCAUGCUGAUGUUGUGUACCUAAAUAACUGAAUCUAAAUGUUCCAAUUUCCCUGCUUGGUAGAGGUGAUAUUUCAAGCAGAUCAUAAAACAUCCUGCCUUGAUAGCAGAAUUACCUAGUUCCACCACUGAGUUGCUUGGUAAUAUUUGAUGUUUUGGAUUUUAUGCACCUUGUUGCUAUUAAUAUUCAUUUGUUUCAUUUUGUUUCGUUAACCAUAGAUUUCAGUAAUGCUGAAUGUAUUUUAGGACUCUUUUUUUAAUUUAGGAAAUAUGUCACAAAACAUCUUAUUUUCCUUCUAUGUGCUGUAUAAUAAUUCUCCCCUUCUUUUUUUUCCAUUUUGUGGUUGGAUCUAACACUAACUGGAUUGUUUUAUUACAUCAAUAAAAUAUACGUGGACCAGGCCUGCAA
Molecule: messenger RNA, 4501 nt
Organism: Pogona vitticeps (central bearded dragon)
Lineage: Eukaryota; Metazoa; Chordata; Lepidosauria; Squamata; Agamidae
Gene: HIF1A
Product: hypoxia inducible factor 1 subunit alpha
Biological process (GO): cellular response to hypoxia; regulation of transcription by RNA polymerase II
Cellular component (GO): nucleus
Molecular function (GO): RNA polymerase II transcription regulatory region sequence-specific DNA binding; DNA-binding transcription factor activity, RNA polymerase II-specific; protein dimerization activity
Source: RefSeq, a predicted model, not a curated record